This is a messenger RNA of Saccharomycodes ludwigii, 846 nucleotides long. RefSeq lists its product as uncharacterized. The record is from RefSeq and is a predicted model, not a curated record. The transcript has a single exon. Bases 1 to 846 code for a protein of 281 amino acids. Lineage: Eukaryota; Fungi; Ascomycota; Saccharomycetes; Saccharomycodales; Saccharomycodaceae.
AUGACAGAUAUGAAAGUAAAACCUAAUGACAUUAGCCAAGUAUUUAAAAAAAACGUGACUGUUAAUGCAAAAAAUGAAGAGGAAGAUCAGGAAAAUGAAUCGUUUUACUCCACAAGAGAAACAAGUGAUGAGGUGGCAUUUACCGAUUUCAAUACAUGCAAUUCAAAUAGUACACAUCACACCAUUUACUUAAAAAAUCACAUCCCAACUGAAAAUAUCAAUAAUACUCAGAUUUCUGAUGAGACAAAUCUUACUUUAGAACAAAAGCAUCGUUAUUGCGGCACUUAUUUGUUGGGAAAAUCCUGCUGUCAUUAUUAUUACUGUCGCAAGCAUUAUUCUUGUUAUUGCUUCUGUGGUUGCUAUAAGAGUAAGUAUAAAGAUGGAGAACCUAAUGGAGAUGAUGAAAGUUCGUUUAAAAAUUAUCAAAAAACUACCACCUUAAUUAAAAAAUGUAUCCUCCGAAAUUGCAACAUGACCACUAGUAAUUUAGUACACAAAAAUCUUUUUUUUUAUUAUCAGUUUCAAGAAGAAAAACAUUUUAUAAAAACUGUGGAAAAUCCAUUUUAUUAUCAGAAUAUUGAUGAUUGUAGCUUUUCUGAUAAUCUGACAUCAACUGGUAAUGCAGUUUAUGAUAAUACUAAUAGUGAACCAGCUUGUCCAGAGAAAUCGCUAGACAAUAAAAACCAUUUAAAAUUGAAAAAAUGGAUACCUUGGAAAGUACAUGGUUUCAUUAACUUUUUUAAGAAUUCAAGAGGAACAGUGCUAUUAUGUUUUAUGUUAUUUACUUUUUUAUUUUUGAUAUUAGUUCCUCUGAUUAAAUUGGCAAUGAGGAUAAAGAAAAAUUAA